UGAGGUGCAUUCGCUGCAAAAUAUAUUAGUGGACCUUUAAAUUCAACGCAUUGCCGCCUGUGCUAGUAUAAAGGGAUAAUUUUAAUUUUCUUCCUGUCCUCGUCUCUCCAAUACACCUGGGCUUUGGAUUACCUUACUUUCAGGAUAUCCGCGUACAUUUGAGCUACUGUUGACAUCUAAAGAGGAAAACCAAAGGAUUUGUGUCUUGGAAAGAUUUUCUCUCUGCUGCUUUGUGAAAGUCCUACUUAAUGCUCUGAUGGGAGACUCCGGAACAAGACGCUCAACUCUAGUCUCCAGAUUGCCAAUAUUCAGAAGAAAUACAGGCAAGAGGCAGGAAUCCUUGCCAUCUUCUCCCUCCUCUGGCAAUGCAAAUGGUGUUCAUACUUCCUCUUCCCCUUCCAGCACUAACUCUAGUUCUAGCAGCACUGGUAAACGCAGAAGCAUAUUCAGAACUCCAUCUAUUGGCUUCCACAGCAAAAAGAGCAUUGAACACAAGCUUGACACUGCUGAACCUGUGGAUCUCUGUUUAUCUAAUGGUAGUCAGUCCUCAGCUUCUGGGUUGGAGAAAGGAGAUUCAGAAGAUGGUGUUAAGUACAAACCAAGGCAUUCAUUUGGCUUUGGAGGUCACAGAGGUAAAAAAAUCACCAGGUCUCAAACUGAAGAUUUUGAAAGGGGAAAGGAACAGUCUAUCAAUAGGAAUGUAUUUAUCAACUGCAUCAGUUCAGGAACGAAUGAAGGAGAUGAUUCUGGUUUUUUGGAUGAUUAUAGUAAGAGGGCAUCAAAACACUCCAGCAAAAAGCUGCUGCUACCCAAGUCAUUUUCAUCACACUACAGGCUUUCGAAACAGAGUCACUCAUUAUGUACAGUGAACCACCCAAGAGAGUCCUUUAAAGUGUCAAUGAACAGUGAGCAUGCUAACUUGCAGACUCCUAGUUCAUGUCCCAGUGAAACUCCUGAAACCUCUCUGCCAUCCCCUCUGUUUUCAUCAGAUCACACCACUGCACAUACACCUUCUGAAUUUAUUCCCAUAACUGAAGACACUGUCUCAGAAGCAGAUAUAUUAUUAAAGUGUAGCCCUGUAGUGUCCCAUCAUGAUAUUGCUACCUCAGAUGUUUGGGAAAACCAAGCCACAUCUACAACAGAAUCAAACCCUUUGCUGUGCAAAGACAGCAUUCAGCAAACGCUCACAAGCACUUUGAAUACAGAAAGCACUAAAACUGUAUUCAAGAAGGAAUCCCUUGAACUCCAUGUUUCUGAAGAAUGCAUUGAAGAUGAGAAAAUAUCAAAAAACACAGAAAGAAAUGUAGACCCUUGGCAGAUUGAUGAUCUUUCACAGAUCACUAACAAUGCUUACUGUAGUAGAGCUGCUCAUGUUGUGGUUGAUACAGACUCUGAGAGGACAUUCAGAAAAGAGGUUUCACAAGCAUCUGUAACUGUAAAGCCUGACAUAAGGCAGUGCUUUCCAAGAAGUUCGCACACAGUAGGUGCUGUAAGUAGUCCCUUUCGUGAAAUAAUUCGGACAGAGAGACGUUUAAGGUCAUCAUCAGAAGGUACUGCUGGAAGCUCCAGGCUGCAUCUCAAUUUAAAAGAAAUGUAUGCUGGAGAACUUGGUAGUCUUAAAAAGCAAAGAGCCAGCUCCUCAUCUUCUAAACUGGACAGCCUGGAUGUCCUAAAUAAUCUUGGCUCCUGUGAGCUUGAUGAAGAUGACCUCAUGUUAGAUUUGGAUUUUCCAGAAGAUCAACGUCAUCGCUUCGUUUGCCGUGAGGAUUCAAGCCAGUCAAUUUCCUCAUGUUUGGCAGUAAUGCAUUCACCAAUGGAGAAAAUAAAUGAUAAGAUUCCAGCCAAGGAAGUGAAAGCCAUAGAUACUUCAAACAGCAGAGCCAUUACAGUCCCAUCUCCGAAGGACCCAUGUUUGGGUGAAAGAAGGCCAGCUACAAGUUGUCUUUCUGGUGUACCUGCAGCAGAAUGCCAUUCUCAAAGAGAAGAUGAACUUGUAGGUUUAGAAGCCAUGCCCUUCAGGUUGAUGAUGCAAGACUGUACAUCUGUGAAAACUUUAUUGCUGAGAUUAAAGCGAAUGCUCCAAGAGAGUGCAGAUAUGAGUCCUGCAACCAGUAUCCAUUCUCUUCCAGUCAGCCCAAGUACUGAGAAACCAUUGCCAUUCACUUUGAAGGAUUUAACAAAGGAGGAAGGUACCCCAUUGAUGCUGCAGCUCAAGGAAAAGGACGAUAUAAUUUUGAAACUACAAGAUGAACUGGUAAGAAAAAAAUGGCACAAUUAUUAUCCAAUUAGAAAUUCAAAAUAA
This is a messenger RNA of Polypterus senegalus (gray bichir), 2302 nucleotides long. It is a transcript of the gene ccser1, whose product is annotated as coiled-coil serine-rich protein 1. The transcript is spliced from 8 exons. Lineage: Eukaryota; Metazoa; Chordata; Cladistia; Polypteriformes; Polypteridae. The record is from RefSeq and is a predicted model, not a curated record. Bases 257 to 2302 code for a protein of 681 amino acids.